Messenger RNA from Saccostrea cuccullata (small rock oyster), 3972 nucleotides. RefSeq lists its product as uncharacterized. The record is from RefSeq and is a predicted model, not a curated record. The transcript has a single exon. The coding region runs from base 1 to 3972 and encodes 1323 amino acids. Gene Ontology annotation, biological process: DNA integration; proteolysis. Lineage: Eukaryota; Metazoa; Mollusca; Bivalvia; Ostreida; Ostreidae. Gene Ontology annotation, molecular function: aspartic-type endopeptidase activity; nucleic acid binding.
AUGGCAGGGAAAAUAGGCCGAUUGGAACCAUUUGAUAGUGCAGUUGAAUCAUGGGAUUCAUAUCACGAACGCCUUGAACAAUAUUUUAUUUGUAAUGAAGUUAAAUCAGAGAAGAAAGUACCCAUUUUACUUACACUGAUUGGUGGAAACACUUAUUCACUGCUGCGAGGGCUCACGAGACCCAAGAAACCUUCAGAAGUAUCAUAUGGCGACCUAGUAGCGACAUUACGAAAGCAUCUAUGUCCAAAGCCUCUUGUCAUAGCUGAACGUUUUCGCUUUCAUAAGAGGGAGCAAGCAGAAGGUGAGACUAUUCUUGAUUAUGUAGCAGCACUGAGGAAGUUAUCUGAACAUUGUUUAUUUGAUGAGGCUAUUCUGGAUGAUAUGUUACGCGACAGACUUGUUUGUGGCUUACGCAAUGAGCAUAUACAAAAGAAACUUUUAUCUGAGGCUGAACUAACCUUUACGUCUGCUACGGAUAUAGCCGUUGCUAUGGAGACAGCAGCCAGGGAUGCUACAGAACUACAGUCUAAGCACAGUCCUAGUGCAAGUGUACAUAAACUACAUACUAAAAAGAAAUCUCACGGAUAUGGUGGAACAUCAGGGAAAUAUACGCGCAAGGGAGGAAAAUCAUGUUUCCGGUGCAAUGGUGACCACAACCCACAAAGUUGUUAUUACAGAGACAAGGAGUGUUUCAAGUGUCACAAGAAGGGUCACUCUAAACAUGCGUGUCGCAGCCAGAAGAAAAAUAAGAUGAGUGUUCACAUGAUAAAUCAAAAUGACAGUUCAGAUAGUGAUGAGAUCUACAUAAAGACUUUAGAGAUGGAUAUUAACUCCAUGAGAAGAUCAGAUGAUGUGAUAAGGAUCACACCCAUAGUAAACAGUGUUAGUCUGGAAAUGGAAUUGGAUACAGGAGCUGCAGUAUCUGUUAUUCCCGAGAAAAUAUUCAAGGAGAAAUUUCCAAACGUCAAGUUGAAACCCAGUGACAUUCUGUUAAAGACUUACACAGGAGAAAGAAUAAAACCCGCAGGUGUCGCAAAAGUCAGUGUGAGAUACCAGGACCAGCGAAAGGACCUUAAUCUGUAUGUUGUGAAGAAAGCUGGAGUAACACUGUUUGGUCGAGAUUGGCUGAAGCAGAUUACACUGAACUGGCCAGAAAUAAAAGCGCUUGCAACAUGCAAAGCAGAGAAAAAUCUCAAAAUUGUGUUAGAUAAGCAUUCGAGUGUAUUCAAGGAUGAUUGGGGAACCUUGAAAGGAAUCAAGGCCAAGUUGACAGUUAAACCUGAUGCAAAACCCAAGUUUGUCAAAGCCGGACAGGUACCUUAUGCACUUAAACCUAAAGUUGAGGUAGAACUAGAGAAGUUGGUGAAAGAUGGUGUACUGGAAAAGUGCAACUUUAGUGAAUGGGCAACACCAAUUGUACCAGUCAGCAAGAAGGAUGGUUCAGUUCGUGUGUGCGGAGAUUUCAAAGUGACUCUUAACCCAGUAUUAGAAGUUGACCAGUACCCUCUUCCAAGAAUUGAAGAUAUUUUUGCUGCUCUGUCUGGAGGACAACAAUUCUCAAUAGUGGAUUUAAAACAUGCUUACCUACAGAUGGAGGUAGAAGAAGAUUCACGUCCCUUACUUACGAUAAACACAGAGAAAGGCUUGUAUCGUUACAAUCGCCUAGUGUAUGGUGUUGCGUCUGCGCCAGCAAUUUGGCAGCGUUCGAUGGAUAUGGUGCUUCAAGGACUUCCUGGAGUGAAGUGUAUCAUCGACGAUAUGAUCAUCACGGGCAAAGAUGAAGCAGAGCAUUUACGAAAUUUAGACGCUGUGCUUGGCAGAUUGACAGAAUAUGGACUCAGAGUAAAUUUGGACAAGUGCCAAUUUUUCAAGGAUAAAGUAUCUUUCUGUGGACAUGAAAUUGACCGUCAUGGAUUACAAAAGACACAGAAGAAGAUAGAAGCUGUUGUAAAUGCACCACAACCUACUAAUGUGUCCGAGCUUCGUUCAUUCUUGGGGAUUGUGAACUACUAUGCACGUUUCAUUCCCAAUUUAUCUACAGUGCUUCACCCACUGUACAACUUACUGGAAAAGGACCGCAAGUGGUGUUGGACAAAACACUGUGAGGAGGCUUUCAAGACUGUUAAAAAGCUCAUAACAUCAGAUGAAGUACUUACCCAUUAUGAUCCAAACUUACCGUUAUGUCUUGCGACAGACGCCUCUCCUUAUGGCCUUGGGGCUGUUUUGAGCCACAUAAUGCCCAAUGGUGAAGAGAGACCAAUUGCUUAUGCGUCACGUUCACUCAGCACAUCUGAGAAAAACUACUCACAGAUAGAGAAGGAAGCUCUAGGAAUUAUCUGGGGAGUAAAACGUUUCAACACUUAUGUUUAUGGAAGAAGUUUUCGUCUCAUUACAGACCACGAACCACUUAUCUCUAUAUUUGGUCCAAAGAAGGGAAUCGCAAACACAACAGCAGCUAGGCUGCAAAGGUACGCAUUGUUCCUUGCUGGCUACAACUAUGAUAUAAUCUACAGAAAUACGAAGAAACAUGGAAAUGCUGACAGUUUAUCCCGCUUACCUGUCACAUGUGAGAGUAGCGGAUUGGUGGACAAAGAAGAAGAAGCGGAAGUGGAGAUGUUGCAUGUCAGUCAACUGGAACAUCUACCUAUCAAACCUGAAGCAAUCCAGCGUGAAACUAGGCGUGAUUACCUCUUAUCGAAAGUUUAUGAUAAUGUGUCCAGAGGUUGGUGUGCAAAUUCCGAGUCGAAGGAGAUGGAUCCAUACUUUACACGCCGUAGUGAACUUGCUAUUCACCAGAACUGUCUAUUAUGGGGAAUACGUGUUGUGAUUCCGCCGUCACUGCGAAGUCAAGUUUUGGAUGAGCUACAUCAAGGUCACAUUGGUGUUGUUAAAAUGAAAACCUUAGCAAGAAGUCAUGCUUGGUGGCCAGGGAUAGAUCGGGAUAUAGAACUUUUGACAAAGAGCUGUGCUAGAUGUCAGGCAGUAAAGCAUGCACCACCAGCCGCACCUAUUCACCCCUGGGAAUGGCCGUCUAGGCCUUGGGAAAGGAUCCAUAUCGAUUUUGCGGGUCCGUUUCUCAAUUCAAUGUUCUUAGUCAUUGUUGACGCUUACUCUAAGUGGCCAGAGGUGAUACCUAUGAAAACUACCACAUCUUCCCAGACCAUAGAUGUAUUACGUACCGUUUUUGCACGUAAUGGCUUACCAUCACAAAUUGUAAGUGACAAUGGACCUCAAUUCACAUCAGAAGAGUUUGCAAAUUUUACCAGAGGAAACGGUAUAAAACACAUAACCUCAGCACCCUAUCACCCCAGUACUAACGGUUUAGCAGAAAGAUUUGUGCAGUCAUUCAAGAUGAGUCUCAAGUCGAGUAAAAAGGAAAAUGGUAGCAUGGUGAAGAAACUCAGCAAUUUUCUAAUGGCUUACCGUAAUGCUCCACAGUGCACAACAAAUGAAAGUCCAGCAAAACUAUUCAUGGGCAGAAACUUACCAUCUCGUUUAGAUCUCAUGAAACCAGAUGUCAGGAGGAAAGUAGAGGAGAAACAGUGUGAAGUGCGCGAAAGAAGAAAAAGUGUGUUACGUAAAUUCGAACCAGGAGAUUCUGUUGCUGUUCGUGACUACCGAAAGGAUCAUUCUCAGUGGACUUCCGGAACUGUGACAGCUCAGACUGGACCUGUAUCAUAUUCUGUAGAAGUAACACCAGGAGUCACAUGGAGACGACACGCUGAUCAGUUGCGUUCUUCGAAUGUGCCAAUUCAGGAGGACUUACAUAUUCAACCUAGUAACACAGCUGAGAGUCAACAACCAGUAAAGUCAAACAUCGCAAAACAGAGCUCACCCGCGUCCAAUGCAGAACCACGCCCUUCGCAUCCAUCCAAUGAUGACCGUGCCAUGCCAUCUACUCAAGCCGUCCCUGAGCCAAGAUAUCCAAGUCGUGUCAGGAAACCGCCCAAACAUCUUGCAGAUUAUGUUUGA